Molecule: messenger RNA, 2004 nt
Organism: Cydia pomonella (codling moth)
Lineage: Eukaryota; Metazoa; Arthropoda; Insecta; Lepidoptera; Tortricidae
Exons: 2
Coding region: 1-2004 (667 amino acids)
Source: RefSeq, a predicted model, not a curated record
AUGGCUCGACUAGUACUGUUAAUAUGUGUUCUCGGGUUCCUUUUGGGUGCCAAUGCAGCCCCAGGCGGAAACAGGAAAGAUGAAGCAAGCAGUAUCGGCUCCACUGAGGAUGUAAAAAAUGAUGGAAAAGGUGUCGAUUAUGGGAAUGCUGGAAACGUAAAUCCAGCUAGUGUUAAAGAUGGACAGGCUAGCAACGCUCAUGAUGGUAACGAUGGAAGUAGUCGAUACGACAAAUUAGGAGAAAAUGGCAACAACAAUGAUAAUGUUAAAAAUGGCGAGGAAAAUGGUAACAAUAAUCGUAGUAGUCAAUACGAUAAAUUAGGGGAAAAUAACAACGGCAAUGGUGCUGCUAAAAAUGGCAAUCGUGAUAACCAAAAUGAUAAUAGUGAAGGGGAAAAUAAAGGUGCUCGUCGACACAAACGUAAUGAACCACGAGGAGGAAAUCAUGGAGGUCAUGGAGGUAAAGGUAAUGGCGGUGGUAGAGGCGGUCCUGGUGGAGGUGGAAAAGGAGGAAAUAAUCCAGGUGGUAGACCUCGGCGUUCAGAAGACAAUGUGGAUAAUUCUGAAGAAGAUGGAGACCAUUCCAUCAACGCUAAAAGUAGUAACAAUGAUGAAAACAUUAAAAAUGACAAAGGCAUAUCCAAUGAAAGCGAAAAAGACACUGAAGGAGCUGCUACAAGUGGCAACGACCAUGACUCAAAUAAUAACGAUGAAGACAGUGAUAACAAAGAAUAUGACACCGGGUCCUUAAAUGCAAACAAAAAUAAUAAAGAUGGCGGUCGAUACAGACGAGACAAACCGCACGGUCAAGGCAAUCAAGGCGGUCAUAAAAGUAGCCGCGGUGGAAAAGACGGUCAAAAUACGGGUCCUGGAGAUAAAGGUAGACACCGUCGUUCGGAAGACAACGAAGACAACUCAAGCCAUGACAGUAAUAACACACGUGAAGCCGAAAAUAACACUGAUGAUGCUGUUAAUAAUAGCACUAAUAACCAUAAAAGCCCGGAUCAAGAAAACAGUGGAAACGAUCAUAGCUCAGAUAACAAUGAAGAUGAAAAUAAAGACACUGCUCGACAUAGACGUGGCAAUUCACAAAAUAAAGUAAAUCAAGGGGAAGGUAAAGACGAUAACCAUUCAGAUAAAGCUGAUAAUAAGAACGACAGUGAUUCAAGUGAAAUCGAUGCUCCUGUUAAAAAUAGGGACCAUGUUAAACACCAAGAAAGUAACAGUAACGAAGACAGCAAUGAUUCUGAUAGUAAUGAAAAAGAUAAUGAGGACGCUAGUCGUCAUAGACGGGACAAGUCACUCGAUAAAGAAAAUCAAGGAGGUCAUGGUGACAAAAGCGGCCCAAAUUUACAUGGCAGACACCGACGAUCUAAAGAUAACGAAAAACACUCCAAAGACAAAGGCAAUGAUAAUAACAACAGUGAUUCAAGUGAAAGCAAAGAAAUCUCUCCUGGUAAAAAUAGUGACGAUGAUCAAGAUAGUAAGAGCGAUGAAGAUAGCCAUGAUUCAGUAAGUAAUGAAAAGGAGAAUAAAGAUGCUGUCCGGCAAAGACGUGACAAUCCACGCGGUAAAGGAAAUCAUGAUCAUGGAGGAGACAAAUCCGGUCCAAAUUCAGGCGGAAAAGGCAGGCCCCGACGAUCGGUAGACAAUGAACAACACUCCGAAGUCAAAGGCAACGAAGGCAACGAUCAUGGUGAGAACAACAAUGACUCAGAUGAAACUGAAACAACAUCUGUUAAAAAUAACGAUCAUAAUGGCGACCAAGAAAGUAAUAGUGGUGAAGACGGCCAUACGGAUAACAAUGAAAGGGAAGAAAGUUCUCCUGUUAAAAAUAGCGAUCAUGAUGAUGACCAAGGAAGUAACAGUGAUGGAGAUGGCUAUUCAGAUAAUAAUGAAAAGGAGAAUAAUGAUGCUUCUCGCUACACACGCACCCUACCAAUAGAACAAAGCACCUUGACCUAUUUAUUUUUGAAGUUGCUUAGUAUUUUUGGUAUUAUUUAA